CUGGGCUGCCAUUCUGCAUGACUACCAGGCCAUACGGAGGCUGGUAGGGAACUGCCCUACACUUAGGGGAAAAAUGAAGAUUCAGCUCUUUGAUAUCAAUCAGCGGACGCUUUCUGUCUGGUACAAUAACUACUGUAAGAAGCUGGAAGUGGAUGUGCUGGCUCUGAGUGUGCCCUUACCUCAGAUCAGCAUGGUGUCUCACACCCCGCUUCCAGCAGCCAAACAGAAAGCGUUACUGCAUACUGAGUCUGGGACAGAACUUCCACCCUUCCCCUUUGUUGAGAACCCUGACAUGUCAGGUCAGGCCACACGACGUGGGCAAAGACCUCCUCACCCUGCACCAACACUGCCAGCAGAAGCUCCCUCUGCUCCUCCAGCAGCCGCUCCCUCUGCUCCUCCGGCAGCCGCUCCCUCUGCUCCUCCGGCAGCCGCUCCCUCUGCUCCUCCGGCAGCCGCUCCCUCUGCUCCUCCGGCAGCCGGUCCCUCUGCUCCUCUGGCAGCCUCUCCCUCUGCUCCUCCGGCAGCUUCAAUAACAUCCUUGAGCAGAACAACUCUGUGGAGGAGGAGGAAGGCAGCAGAGAAAUUAGCUCAAGAGCAAGGGCUGCCCCGUCCCCAGCAAAGUCCACGUAAAGACUACACGUGCGGUCAAUGUGGGCAGCCCAGAAAAAAAGAGUUUGGGCACACCAGGGUGGGCAGCUUUUUCUACUGUGCCACAGCAGAGGGAAAGACUGUGGAAGAGUUGCAGCAAGAGAGAAGAGAUGAUGGAAAUCCUUAAUUGUAGAUAUUUAUUUGUAAAUGUGUGAAUAUUUAUUCACUGUACAUAUUUAUUCACUGUACAU
Xyrauchen texanus (razorback sucker) is the source of this 839-nucleotide messenger RNA. RefSeq names its product transcriptional regulatory protein AlgP-like. The transcript is spliced from 2 exons. The coding region runs from base 74 to 775 and encodes 233 amino acids. Lineage: Eukaryota; Metazoa; Chordata; Actinopteri; Cypriniformes; Catostomidae. The record is from RefSeq and is a predicted model, not a curated record.